UCAGUCUCCUCCCCCAACAGAUGCCAUGUGGCUCAGUGUGUGUGUGUGUGUGUGUGGUUCUGGGGUGCCGUGUGUAUGUGUGUGUGUCGUGUGAGGAGCUGCCCUGCAACCUCACCAACCCAGGCUGUGAGGAAGGUGGAGGGGAGGAGGAGGAGGAGGUGGGCCCUACCUCAGGUGAAGUCGUGGUGGUGAUGUAACCCCCUCGUCGCGGUGAGUGUGCGUUGAGUGUUGCAAGAGAAGCAAGGUUGUAUCAGUGGGAAUUUUGUGAGCUGGUACACGUAAACAAGUGCCAACAAGCCUAUCUGGGGGCCAUGAGGCAUUUAACUUCAUCCUGGCCAACCUCCUUAGUCCCUACCAAGCUGGGAAUGUACAACCAACACCUCAAUACCACCGACUACUUUUGAACACUAAUACCAAGUGCCAACUGUGUGUGUGUGUGUUGAACCGCAUCUGAAGUCGAGUCCUAUGAGAAGCAUAAUGAAGUACAGGAAAAAACAUUAACCAAUACUCCAAAACGCAUUAUCAAUAUUCAGGUGGUGGACACAGUUGCUCGGAGACGAGGAUGGCGUUUGUGUUGCUCCCGUGUGACCUGCCUACCUGGCCUACCAUCCAGCGCCACCUGAACUCACUCAAGGGAACCACUUCUCCAGACCACCUCACUCAAGUCCUCUACUCGCUACACUCACUCUGCAAUGUGAGCAUCGAGCCUGACCUAAACGAGAGGGUACCAGAGGACAUCUUCGCCGGGGUGAGCCACUACCUGAAGGAGGAAGCAGACCAGGACUUCUUCACUACUACCCUCCCGUUCAUGGUUGGUGCUGCCCUGAAGCUCAAAGACCUUAAACCUCCCAAAGGGCUUACGUAUUCCCUUCAGCAGCAAGGGGAAGAUGUAACGUUAGACCGUGAACUGGUGACGUCUCUACUGGCCCAUAUGCUCUUCUGUACACUACCGCGCCGAACCCUCGUCUCUCAUCCGACUCUAACUGACCCCUGCCUCGCCCCUACCCUCUCCUCUCUCCACAGAGAGAGUCAGAGAGUGAAGGUAAAGGCUCUGUUGCAGUACUUCAAGAGCGUCAGCCAUCAUGCCUACCCCGGCCGCUUAACCUUCUCCAGAAAGGUGAUGGUGAAUAAGGACUUCCUGAGCCUCAAGGAUUGGAUGAAGUGUGAGGAGGUUCUAUGUCCUGUUAAUAUACAGCACGAGGGUCGCCUGGAGGAAGCCCCCCCACCUGCCUUACUCACUUGUUUCACCUCUCCCAACUUGGCUCGACCUGCCCUGACCAAGAGCAACUCACAGCAAGUAUGCGCUAUGCUGAGUCAACCGGAGUUACUUGUUGCGGCAGUAUUUGUGGAGAAGCUUGAGGACAACGAGGCAUUACAAGUGUGUGGUGCUCUUAGAACCUCUACCGUCUCCAACCUCAAGACUCGACCUUCCUUCAUCCCCAGGAAAACCGUCGGGCCACCAGAUCUUAUUCACGUAUUGAUGGACGCAGAUGAUUACCGCCAGUCAGAGGUUCUUCAGUACGAGGAGAUUAACGUCUUGAGGGAACUGAACAAGGCCCGUCUCGCCUUCACCCAAGACCUGCCACCACCACCACCCAACCAAUCCCUCAGUGACAUAGUGUCUGUCUCGAGACAACAUUCCCGUGGUAGUGCCUCUCCCCCCACCAGGUUUCGCACACAAGUCUCCUCAGAUGCGUCGGAAGAAGACAAGAAAGGUGACCCAGGUUCCUCCAGCCAAGACACAAACAAUAAACAGCUUCCCAACAAAGGUUCUACCGAGAGAUGGGUUAAUGAGAGUGAGGUGCUGAAGAGAGGAGGGGCGAGAGAUAAAAGGGUAGAAAUUAUAGAAGGGGAUAAGUGUGACGUGGAUAAAGAAGGAGGAGGAGGAGUGGUUAUAGUUAGGGAUAAGAAGGGUGAAGAUAAAGAAGGAAAUAAAGGCGUGAAGAUGGUCGGGAGUGACGGACAGGUGGACACAGGUGUUAAAUCAAAAACAGGAACACUGCCUAAAACUCGACGUGGUAAAAAUGUUUCCAAACCAACAGAAAAACGAACAGAGAAAACCAAGGUUAUUACAGAUGAUAAACAAACAGAAAAUGAUCAAGAUGACACGAAACAGAAGGUAACGGGAAAUAUCUCUGUUGGCGAUAAACCACUGGAAAAACAAAUGAAAAAAGUGAAGGUUGUGACAGAUGAGAAGCCCAAAGAGAGACGUUCAGAGAAGCAAGACUCACAUGCAGGAAGUGUCUCUGUGGGGGAGCCCGGAUCAAGUUACGUUACGGCGCCAUCUACAAUGAAACGUCGUAGGCGAAGGAAGAAGAGCGGAGCACGAUGUACGACCUUUGAUGUUGCUGAAAAGCCUCCUGAUGGGGGAGUCCAUUCUAAAAGACCCCAAGUGGGAGACAGAACGGGAGAAGGAAUCAAGGGAUGCGUAGACAGAGUUAAAUUCAACGUCUUGGACAAAAUAGAUCACUCUAAAGACAAGGUAGAUGACGAUGAUGAUGAUGAUGAUGACGACGGCGAGGACGACGACGAAGAGACUACCAGGUUGUUGAAUAGAGUGAUGCGAGCUAUACAGAAGCUAGAACAGGAACGUCCCGAGUUGGUACAGAAGGCGUCGCUGCAGGAGGAACAACAACCACCACAACACUCACAACCCAGAACCAUAGCCAGACCUAAGGGUAAACCUCCACUACCAGAAGUCAGACCUCGACCAAACACGGAUGCUGCUGAACCACCACCACCACAACAACAGGUUACUCACAAUAAACAGAGGAUAGGUGAAGCCCCGGAUGGAAGGAAGCUGUCCCUCUACUACUCCUGUGACUCUGCUCCCCAGGAUGUCUCCCACCAAGAGGAGGACCCCUACUACAGCGCCUGUGAGAGUCUCGAUGGCCAGGAUGUACCCAGACCCAGGAGAUCCUCAAGGAAACGAGGCAAGAAGACGAGGCGAAAGUCCUCCUUCGCAGACAGGCUGAAGGAGGCGUUGGCGAGGAAACCUAGUGUGGACUCUGAGCUGCCGAUCCUUACCCACACCCAGAAUGACUCCGACGACGCCAACCAAACCCACCCACGACUGCCGAGAGUAUCCAGGCAAGAGUCGGGAGGCUUUGUGCUUGACGAUGACCUGACUCGACCACUCGGCAGGGAAGAAGAAAACAAAGAAGAGGAAGAGAGAGAACGAGAAGGCACGGAUCUGUCAGAGGAUGAGGAGGAAGGAGGUAGCAAGGAGGAGGAGGAGGAAGAGGAGGAGGAAGAGGAGGCGGAGGGAGAGGACGAAAAUGGAUCCAGAUCUUCUCAUUAUUCCUUCAGUUCAGACUACAUAUCAGACCUGGAGGAGGUGUAUGAGCAGCUGGAGGCGGUGUUGCAGGAGCAACAAGAGGGGCAGCUGGGUCCACGUACAGCUGCUAUUGCCAGGUUUGCUCACGGCCUCCUGAAGCGAGCCUUGAGUGAAUCCUACAAAGACGUGACCUUGGGACUGGACGGAUCAGCUGUGAGAGGGCCAGCAGACAGUGUGGGACCUAACUUAAUGCCAAGAUCUCUUAGUCUCUCAGAGCGUCGCCACCCUUCCUCACACCUGCUCCAUCCUCCACCACUACGAACCCUCAAGUUGUUGUAUGGACAGGGUGAGCGCGGGAAGCCUGUUGUUACCGGUAAUUGGGGUUGUGGUUCACUGAGAGGUGAUCACCAGCUUAAAGCCAUGUUGCAGUGGGCGGCAGCGAGUAAGGCAGGAUCCCCUAAACUCAUCUAUUACACUUACGGUGACCAGAACACAGUCAAGCUGGACAUCGUGUGCAGAUUGCUGGGUGACCGCGGGUGGAGGGUGGGUGAUCUGGUGGCCACGUUGCUGAGGUACAGUGAGUCUCGCCUCGACUCUUGGCGACGGAGGGAGACCGAACUGACCGAGUCUGCUGAUUCAUCUCUCCCUGAGUCUCAUAGGUACCGGAGUCCCUCUCUAGACUCCCUCACACUCUUCGAUGAGCUGAUUGGUGCCGACCGUCCCUUCAUUACCAUGGAAACAGAGCUGUGACCCCGACCCCAUCUGCUGUCGUACUGUUACCCACCUAUAGACGGUACUGUCACCUAUCCAUAGACGGUACUGUCACCCACCUAUAGACGGUACUGUCAACCACCUAUAGAACCACCUAUAGAAUGCAUCCAUACGAGGAAGGUAUCCCGGCCUGUUGUCUAUGUACACCUGAAGCUCAAAGGUCUUACUGCUCAAUGAACUGUAAACAAUAGAUAUGGAAUGCUACCUGAACAUACCUGUCUGAGUCACUAGGGCGUCAUUCAGGAAUAUGAAACAACCUGUAAUAAGUGUUAACUCCAUACUGUGGCCUCAACUGUUACAUCAAUAUCAAGUCAUUUUGUUUAGAAAUAUAAGGUUUUUUAACGAAUUAAAUUUUUUAAGAUUUUUGUAUUAUGAAGUCACUAAUAGAUGAACAUAAUGGUUCUUUAAUUCAUCUUUAUAUAAUAGCUCAAGAGGCGAGUGUUUGUAAAAAUAUACAUAAGACAGUUGAUGAUACGAGUAUAUUAAACCAUCUGUAUAAAUAGUUUAGUGUAUGGCUCAUCUAUAGAAUUAAAUGAUCCUGUUCAGAUAAUAGGAAAUAGCUGUUGAAAUAAUGUGUAUAAAUAAGUUAAAAAGGGAUAAUUUGUGCUGUGACUCCCCUUCACACCCCCUCCCUCUCGUCCCCCAUUACCCCCUCCCUCUCGUCCCCCAUCACCCCCUCCCUCUCG
This is a messenger RNA of Homarus americanus (American lobster), 4734 nucleotides long. RefSeq lists its product as uncharacterized. Lineage: Eukaryota; Metazoa; Arthropoda; Malacostraca; Decapoda; Nephropidae. Gene Ontology annotation, cellular component: nucleus; cytoplasm. The coding region runs from base 563 to 4027 and encodes 1154 amino acids. Gene Ontology annotation, molecular function: poly(ADP-ribose) glycohydrolase activity. The transcript is spliced from 18 exons. The record is from RefSeq and is a predicted model, not a curated record. Gene Ontology annotation, biological process: carbohydrate metabolic process; regulation of DNA repair; ATP generation from poly-ADP-D-ribose.